Aspergillus aculeatinus CBS 121060 is the source of this 1357-nucleotide messenger RNA. Its product is annotated as SMP-30/gluconolactonase/LRE family protein. Bases 100 to 1335 code for a protein of 411 amino acids. Lineage: Eukaryota; Fungi; Ascomycota; Eurotiomycetes; Eurotiales; Aspergillaceae. The record is from RefSeq and is a predicted model, not a curated record. The transcript has 4 exons.
UCAAGUCUAUCAGAUUCAAUGCCAUGAAAUUGGACGUUCGGUCUUUCACCGUAUAGCUGGGACUACCACUUUCUUUUGUUGUUUAGUCCGGUAGUCAUCAUGCAGUCGAUUCUUCUAUCUUUAAUCUUCCUUGCCCCCAGACUGGCUCGUGCCCAAACAGGAGUCACACAGCCCAUCUCAGAGAACUGCGGCCCCUCCGUGGUAUGCAUAAAUCGCUAUGGCAAUGUCCUACCCUACCACUUUUUCCGCAAUCUAACUACAAUGGAUGCACCCACCACGUUUGGUGACACCACGGUGGCCAACGGUACCAAGCUGAACGACAUCAAGUCGGCCGAUUUCAUUGUGUACAACAAGGAAAAAGGUCUCGAGGCUUUAGGACCCAACCCCAAUUACGAGUAUGUCUUCGCGGUGAAUGAGGCCGUGCACGAGGCUCCUGUCUAUGUAGCGUCCCAAAACAAGCUGUAUUUGUCGCAGCUAGCUCCUCCCACUGGCUAUCUACCGCAGCUUGUGGUCGACCUAAACCAGGAUCCCCCCACUUUGUCCGAAUUUCUCUCUGAUCCCCCGGUAUAUGCCCCCAAUGGUGGUACGUUCCACAACGGCAAGAUCAUCUGGGGUGCUUCUGGUGGCAACAACUCCAUUGGAGGUUCCGAGCAGCGUGUGGGGUUGAGAACCCUGGAUCCAGAGACCAACAAGACCGUCAGCUUGGUCAAUAACUACUUUGGCUACUAUUUCAAUACGGUUGAUGAUCUUGCCGUUCAUCCCAAGACGGGAGAUAUCUGGUUCACCGAUCCUCAAUACUCUUGGUUCAAUUCUCUAACUGAUACGCCUCCUCAGCUGCCCGCUGCCAGCUAUCGUUAUAACACUUCUUCUGGUGCAGUUGUCGUAGUCGACGACAGUAUCGGACAGCCGAAUGGUAUCGCUUUCACCCCAGAUGGCUCAAUCGUCUACAUCAGCGACACAGUUGCUGUCAGCGCCCCGGUCGACCCGAAGUAUGGCCAUCCGGGCAGCACAUUCAACACGACUCAGCGAAGAACCAUCUAUGCCUUCGACGUGAGUCAAGAUGGAGCCCACGCCUACAACAAACGGCCCAUCUACCUCGCACCUGGCUUUGUCCCCGAUGGACUGAAAGUGGCCGCAAAUGGCUACAUCGUUACCGGCUGUGGUUACGGGGUGGACGUCAUAGAUCCAUCCGGGGAAUUGCUGUUCACCAUCCAGACGAACUACACGGUUCAGAACUUUGCCUGGACCGGCCCGGAAUUGAAGACGCUGUGGCUGAUGGGGAAUGGGGGGAUCAGUAAAGUGGAAUGGAAUCUUGUAGGACAGGAGCUGAAAUAAGUCGGGGUACAGGAAGUCUUGC